This is a messenger RNA of Metschnikowia bicuspidata var. bicuspidata NRRL YB-4993, 1632 nucleotides long. Its product is annotated as FMN-dependent alpha-hydroxy acid dehydrogenase. Gene Ontology annotation, molecular function: L-lactate dehydrogenase (cytochrome) activity; heme binding. Gene Ontology annotation, biological process: lactate metabolic process. The transcript is spliced from 2 exons. Bases 1 to 1632 code for a protein of 543 amino acids. Lineage: Eukaryota; Fungi; Ascomycota; Pichiomycetes; Serinales; Metschnikowiaceae. The record is from RefSeq and is a predicted model, not a curated record.
AUGGGCGUCGACGAAAGACCCAGACAACCGAAAGAUCCUGGGGAACGAGGAGACAACAUCGAGUUGGAGAGCCCGGGGAAUGGGGUGACGGUGGAAGAAUUGAAGAAACACACCAACUCCGAGGUCGGCGUCUGGGUCGCCCUUAACGGGAAGGUGUAUGAUUUGACGGGUUUCAUGGCCGUCCACCCGGGAGGAAAAAAAAUCAUAGAGAAGUACGCGGGCAAAAACGCAUCCUCAAUCUUCAACAAGUUCCAUGGGCCGGACUUCAUCGCCAAGUACCUCUCAGCGGAAGAAUGCUUGGGUCCGCUCAUUGGACACCUCGAGGAAGCAGAUGAUGUCACCGAAACCGGCGACGACCACCAGAGACAGAUGUAUAAAGAAAACCUCCCGCCACUCAGCGAGAUCUUCACGUUGACAGAUUUCGAGUACAUAGCGAAGAAAGUCUGCUCGCCGUCGGCGUGGUACUACUAUUCCCUGGGGGCCCAGGACGAGAUCACUUUGAGAGAAAACCACAACGCGUUUUCCCGUAUUUUCUUCAGGCCCCGUGUGCUCAUAGACGUGCCUCUGGUGGACUUGUCUACGACCAUGUUGGGCACACCCACCGGCGUGCCUUUCUAUGUCUCCGCAGCGGCACAGGCCAAACUAGGCCAUCCAGAUGGCGAGCUUUCCAUUGCGCGUGGAUGUGCAAGUGCUAACGUGAUCCAGAUGAUCUCCCAUUACUCUUCGUAUUCUGCCGAGAACAUCGUGAAGGAGGCCACGCAGGGCCAAAGCCACUGGUACCAGCUAUAUGUGACUGGCAAAGACGCGGCCAGACAUACCAUUGAGCAGGUGCAGAACUUGGGUGUGAAGGCGCUAUUUGUCACGGUCGACACGCCAGAGCUUGGCCGCAGGGAAAAGGACAUGAAGCUCCGUGCUCGUUUGGAGAGAAGAAUCAGCGCCGGUCUGUCGACGGACGAAAAACGUACCGCUGCAGGCUCCAGUUCUGGAAACAUUGACGAAAACCACACGGCAAAAAAUAGUGGGGACAGCGCCGGAAACGGGCACGAGGACUUGAAGUCCAGUGUUGUCUAUGGCCGAGACUUGCUGGUCACGUGGAAGGACAUCAAGGAGUUCCAGCAGUGGUCAGAUCUUCCCCUUGCAGUAAAGGGUGUCCAGUGCGUGGAGGACAUAGUGCUAGCUGCCGAAAACGGUGUUGAUGCGGUGGUGCUCUCCAACCACGGCGGCCGCCAGUUGGACUACUCCAGGGCACCUGUAGAGGUGUUGGCCGAUGUCAUGCCUGUUCUUCGCCAGAAAGGCUUGCAAGACAAAAUCGAGAUAUACGUCGAUGGCGGUGUGCGCCGGGGAGGCGAUGUGAUUAAGUGCUUGGCGCUCGGCGCCAAAGGCGUGGGCUUGGGCCGCGUGUUCUUGUAUGCCAAUGCUUGCUACGGCGAGGCCGGAGUCCACAAAGCCAUCGAGCUUUUGAAAGAAGAAAUGCGCAUUGACAUGAGGCUACUAGGUGUGUCCAGCGUGCGGGAGUUGGGCCCCCAGCACUUGGACUUGAGAAACUUGCAUGCUCGUCUGGCGCCUUGUGAUCAUUUGUAUUACGGCAACUAUGAGCCGUUGUCUCCGCCGCAGUUUACUCAUGAGGAGUGA